Messenger RNA from Prinia subflava (tawny-flanked prinia), 2255 nucleotides. It is a transcript of the gene RP9, whose product is annotated as RP9 pre-mRNA splicing factor. The coding region runs from base 72 to 809 and encodes 245 amino acids. The transcript is spliced from 6 exons. Gene Ontology annotation, biological process: RNA splicing. The record is from RefSeq and is a predicted model, not a curated record. Lineage: Eukaryota; Metazoa; Chordata; Aves; Passeriformes; Cisticolidae.
CGGGCCGCGGGGGGCGGGCAGGGGGCGUCGCCGGGGCCCCGCCGUCCGCCGCGGCUGCGGCCGCCGCGCCCAUGGCCCAGCGGGCGCGCAGGGGGCAGGGGCAGGACGACGAGGAGGGAGCCGAGGAGGAGGAGGCGGCGAGGGGCAGCCAGGCCCGGGCCAGGAGCCAUGCGGAGCCCGCGGCCAGCGGCGGCCGGACCCAGGACCGGCAUGAGAGGAAGCGGAAGAGGCAGGAGGCGCAGCAGCUCCAGAAGAUCCAGCACCUGGAGUCUUUCUAUGAGAAACCUCCCCCUGGGCUAAUUAAGGAGAAUGAAACAAAACCAGAAGACUGCAUACCUGAUGUACCAGGCAAUGAAAGCGCACGAGAAUUCCUGGCACAUGCCCCAACAAAGGGGCUUUGGAUGCCUUUGGGAAAAGAAGUCAAAGUUAUGCAGUGUUGGAGAUGUAAACGUUAUGGACACAGAACAGGAGAUAAGGAAUGCCCAUUCUUUAUUAAAGGCAAUCAGAAAUUGGAACAAUUUAGAGUAGCACAUGAAGAUCCAAUGUAUGAUAUAAUAAGGGAAAAUAAGCGUCAUGAAAAAGAAAAGAGGAUACAGCAACUGAAGCAGCUCCUGGAGGAUUCCACCUCAGAAUCUGAUAGCAGUGAUGACAGUGAUGAGGAUGAUGAAGAUGGCAGUAGCUCAACUUCCUCAGAACAUAAACACAAGAAGAAAAAGAGAAAAAAGGAAAAGAAAAAGAAAGAAAAGAAGAAGAAGAAAAAGAGGAAGCAUAAGUCAUCCAAAUCUAAUAACAAGUCAGAAUCCGACUGACAGCAGUCACCUGCUGCGUGCUCAUUGACCUCUUUACUUGUGAACUGCAAGGAAAGAUCCAAAGAAUGAGGAGGAAAACACCAGAAAGGGCUUUAUUGAACUUGGAACAUACAUGUGUAUGCAUACAGCAUCCUACACUGGCAUCCUCUUCUGCCCCUCUGCAGUCAGAAAGAAGAAAGCUGCAUUGAACCAUAUCUUUGUGCUGUAAACGCAUGCUGAGACUCAUCCAGCUUGGUCAGAUGGGGCCUCUGCAUUGCUGCCCAUGACCAGCAGCAGAAAGUGGCGACCCCAAGGGAUCACCGACAAACCUGCAGCAUUAGCAGACUGUCUGUUGAAAUGUCUUUACUCCAUGAAGUUAUUUUAUUAUCCACAAAGCCUCAUUGUAACAGGACUGCAGUUUGCACCAUGCAGAGCACUGAGAGUUCCCUUACAGUGCUUAUAACGAGCAGGUUGUACUGUAUUUUCUUCUCUGCAUAUGUGCUGAAAUUCUGUACUUAUCCUAAUAUUGGCAGCUAGGGAAAUAAAGAUUGCUGCAGGGGAAAAAAGGUAAUCAAGGGGAUUUACUUUAAGACAAAAUUGCAGCAUCAGCAAGACUUGAUUUUUUUGUGUGUGUCUGUGUAACGAAAUCUCAGUAUCACCAUCAUUAAUACACAGUUCUGAAAAAUCUACAGUGAAAUAUCUACAGUGUCUAAACCAUAGAAGUGGGAGCCAAGUGUAAUGAUGUUAGAUAUUCAACUUAACUGUAAAGAGGUAGUGGGUUUAGUUAUUUAAAAUUCACAUAACAAAAAGAUUAAUUUCUGCAUAUUCUUUAAUAUCAGUUGUUUCGAUACAAGUUGAGGCAGGUUUCCUUUUUAAAAGGCUUGGGGGUAAUAAAUUCCCACUUACUGUUUAUGUUUACUAGAUUUGAUGAGGUAACAUUUUUUUGAAUCAUCCCACAAGAAUAUAAGUGUGUAAGGCUCUCAAAAUAGUUUUCAACUAUGUGCUUGAAGCCACAGAGCAAUAGUAAAGAACUUGUAAGCAGGGAGAAAGUUCUGUGUACUUAGGAGACCUUACAUACUGACCACACUUUUAAAUAAUCUUGCAGACUGAACCAGGAAGAUGGAGAGAGCUAUAAACAGCAUUACAGUUACCAACUGUCUUUGAAACCUCAAGCUAUAUUAUUACAGAGCUGUGACUUGAGGAACUAGGUGAUGGAUAUUGCUACUGUGCAAAAGGAAGGAGAAAACUAGAUUUGCUUUGAAAGAACUUCUAUGAAAUUUAGUCUCUGUGAGUAUGCCAAGAUUGAAAAAAAAAACCUCCACAUGAUAAAGCUCUAAUACAGUGGAGUGAACAUUAACAGUGAAGUCAAGGAACCAUAAACUAAAAUGCAUAUAUUAUUUAAUUUUCUUCAAAGCUUUGGGAGAGAGGACAAGGGAAAGUAUAAAUUAAAAUUAUUUUUCUCCCUCC